Messenger RNA from Stereum hirsutum FP-91666 SS1, 1773 nucleotides. RefSeq names its product kinesin light chain. Lineage: Eukaryota; Fungi; Basidiomycota; Agaricomycetes; Russulales; Stereaceae. The transcript has a single exon. The record is from RefSeq and is a predicted model, not a curated record. Gene Ontology annotation, molecular function: protein binding. Gene Ontology annotation, cellular component: kinesin complex. Bases 1 to 1773 code for a protein of 590 amino acids.
AUGAGUACUUCAGGUGGAAGCGAUCUGUCUAUCCAUCUUUUGGUACAAGAUUGGGCUCGGAAUUAUCACAACAACCUAGUCAUCCCAACUUAUACAUCAUUCAUUCUGGGCCUGUCCAUCUCAUACUCUUAUUAUUCUGACCUACCGCGGCAGGCAAACUACGCCCACGAUAUCCGAAAGCUACUUCCACAUGUCCAAGAGGUUCAGCGUCACUGCGAACACUUGGAAUUAUAUGUAGCUGACUGGUUUGCGAGAACAUUUUAUGAGAGCGGACGAUACCAAAAUGCAGAAAGUCUUGAGAUGGUAGUAAGAGAGGGAUUGAUGGAUAUGUUUGGCGAGGAGCAUCCCGAAAUCCUGACGAGCAUGAACAUCCUUGCAAUGACAUACCUACACCAAGGCCGAUGGACAGAGGCUGAGAGGCUGCAGGCGACGUUGGUGGAGGCGAGGAAGCGGGUGCUCGGCGAGGAGCAUCCCAACACACUGACGAGCAUGCACAACCUUGCACUGACAUACCGAGACCAAGGCCGAUGGGCAGAGGCGGAGAGGCUGCAAGAGACGGUGAUGGAGGCGAGCAAGCGGGUGCUCGGCGAGGAGCAUCCCGACACCCUGGCAAGCAUGAAUACCCUUGCAUCGAUAUACCAACACCAAGGCCGAUGGGCAGAGGCGGAGAGGCUGCAGGAGACGGUGGUGGAGGCGAGCAAGCGAGUGCGAGGCGAGGAGCAUCCCUCCACCCUGUCGAGCAUGCACAACCUUGCAUCGACAUACGGAAACCGAGGCCGAUGGGCAGAGGCGGAAAGGUUGCAGGUGACGGUGAUGGAGGCGAGGAAGCGGGUGCUCGGCGAGGAGCAUCCCGAUACUCUGACGAGCAUGCACAACCUUGCAUCGACAUACGGAAACCAAGGCCGAUGGGCAGAGGCGGAAAGGUUGCAGGUGACGGUGCUGGAGGCGAGCAAGCGGGUGCUCGGCGAGGAGCAUCCCGAUACUCUGACGAGCAUGAACAACCUUGCGUUGACAUACCGAGACCAAGGCCGAUGGGCAGAGGCGGAGAGGCCGCAGGCGACGGUGAUGGAGGCGAGCAAGCGGGUGCUCGGCGAGGAGCAUCCCGACACCCUGGCGAGCAUGCACAACCUUGCCUCGACAUACCGAGAUCAAGGCAGAUGGGCAGAGGCGGAGAGGCUGCAGGUGGCGGUGAUGGAGGCGUGCAAGCGGGUGCUCGGCGAGGAGCAUCCCAACACACUGACGACUAUGAGCACCCUUGCAUCUACAUACCACAACCAAGGCCGAUGGGCAGAGGCGGAAAAGCUGCAGGCAACGGUGAUGGAGGCGAGCAAGCGGGUGCUCGGCGAGGAGCAUCCCUCUACCCUGACGAGCAUGAACAACCUUGCAUCGACAUACCAAGACCAAGGCCGAUUGACAGACGCGGAGAGGCUGCAAGAGACGGUGAUGGAGGCGAGCAAGCGGGUGCGAGGCGAGGAGCAUCCCGAUACUCUGACGAGCAUGAACAACCUUGCGUUGACAUACCGAGACCAAGGCCGAUGGGCAGAGGUGGAGACGCUGCAGACGACCGUGGUGGAGGCAAGGAAGCGGGUGAUCGGAGAGGAGCAUCCUUACACAUUGCGAACUAUGGAAAGCCUCGCAUCGACGUACCAGGCACUGGACCGAUUAUCGGAUGCAAGCAGGCUCGAAGCAGAGGUGGAAGAUAUCAGAAAAAGGCUUGUCGUACAACGGGAUCACGGGGUAGAGGCAGACAGCAGUACUUCUCAUGCGAGCUGA